GGGGUCGCGAGGUGAAAGGAGAACAUUUCAGGGACUUUAACGUAAAUAUAUUAUUGGCAAAAUAAAGGAACCAUAAUGCAAAUAAACAAACUUUGCCACUUCCCGCCGGCACUUGCCCGAUCACCCGGAAAACAGAACAAUUCCCCAAUUCUGAAGAAGAUGGAAGAGAAUCAGUUGAUGAAAUCAGGUAUUUCUCAGCUAAACUCAAACGCCUUCUUCAUCGAUCCGGUUCGAAUCCUCAACCGUUCUUACACCCGGUUUAGGGUUUCGCCUUCUACGUAUUACUCUCGCUUCUUCGAUUCCUCCAACUUAACACAAUCUCCAAAAGCUUCCGAACAUUCUAGAAAUGGAAAACGUAAACGUAUACAGAAGAAGAAGAAGCUUCAAUCUCUCAACGAGCGCGAACAAAUCGCCGAUCGUCGUCACCAGGAGGUGAAGCCAUUCUUGUUGAAAGCGCAUGAAUCGCUGCUUGAAGCUACUGAUAUUUUGAAAGUUCUGAGAAAUUUGAGGAAUGAUGGAUGUGCUGUGGGGGAAUGUAAGGAGUUGUCGCAAGAGAGUAGCGAGCUUUCCUUUAUGGAGCUCGGAGGUGUUUGGCAAGCUCCGUUGUAUGAGAUUAUUCUCAAUUAUCAGCAAGAUGAUAAAACUUUGCAAAAUGGAGGUUCUCCGCUUGCUCAGAGUAUUGAACAAAGAGUGACCCCUGUAUUUAAUAAUCUCGUUGCCAAUGACGGAAGCUAUGAUAUAGAGGCUGAGCUUUUUAAUCACAAGUAUAUAAUUCCCAAAAGGAGUUGUUUUUAUAUGUCUGAUAUGCAGCAGAUUGACAACUUAAUCUCAGCUGGUUCUGAUUGUGGCUUCAAUCUUAUAGUUAUAGACCCCCCUUGGGAAAAUGGCAGCGCUCGUCAGAAAGUGAGGUACCCAACUUUGCCUAACCGAUACUUCUUAUCUCUCCCCGUCAAGCAACUUUGUCACACCUCUGGAGCCCUUGUUGCAUUGUGGGUUACAAACAGGGAGAAGUUGCGAGAUUUUGUGGAAAAUGAUUUAUUUCCCAAAUGGGGAGUAACAUAUGCUGCUAGCUUUUACUGGUUGAAGGUCAAGGCCAAUGGAAUGUUGACUGGUGAAUUGGAUCUCUUUCAUCACCGACCAUAUGAAUGUCUUCUCCUAGGUUACUGUGACGGAAAGGAUACACAUUCUGGGAAUUUAACAAGAUUGAAUUCUAUACCAGAUAAUCGAGUGUUCAUUAGUGUUCCUGGUGAUUUUUCAAGGAAACCCCCCAUUGGAGAGCUGCUGCUAGAUUAUGUGCCAGGGUCUAUGCCUGCUCGUUGCGUUGAACUAUUCGCUAGAGAAAUGAUAGCUGGCUGGACUUCUUGGGGGAAUGAACCUCUUCAUUUUCAGGAUUCAAGAUAUUUUGUUAGUAAGACUACAGAAAAUUGAUGUAUUCUGAUAGAAAGCCUGUCCAAAUGAAAUGCCCCCCUGACGAUUUCCCUUUGGUUCAUAAGCUAUGCAAUGGACCAGCGCAUUCAGUGGGUUUUGCCAUUGUGAUUGCUUGCAGGCAGAGCGUAUAGACUUCAAGGAAGUCCCUGGUGGCUUGCAAUAUCAGCUGACAUUUUGGAGGGACUUAGGACAGUCUAAAUAUCAUUGUUGAUGUGAUUGUUAAUGACUUUGAACCAGCUGCUGCGUAGGUCAGGACUCUGGUGUCACUUGCUGCGAUGUCGAAUCAUUUAUGCUUUAUCUCAAUAUUUCUUAGGCAGCCAACAACAUUCACCACAGUAUUUUGCUCAAGCAACUCAAAUUCUCUUAAAGUAGUAUUUUGAAGCUUUGCAUGUUACAUUAGUGUAUAAAAAUAUAUCUUCCAUAGUUAGAUUUGAAAAAAAUUGCUUACACUGGCACAAUCAAUAAUUAUAAGAAUGAAGAUUUCUGAGGUGUUUACACACGCAAGUUUUAA
Solanum dulcamara is the source of this 1939-nucleotide messenger RNA. RefSeq names its product methyltransferase-like protein 2. Lineage: Eukaryota; Viridiplantae; Streptophyta; Magnoliopsida; Solanales; Solanaceae. Bases 76 to 1428 code for a protein of 450 amino acids. The record is from RefSeq and is a predicted model, not a curated record. Gene Ontology annotation, molecular function: methyltransferase activity. The transcript is spliced from 11 exons. Gene Ontology annotation, cellular component: nucleus; RNA N6-methyladenosine methyltransferase complex.